UAUUUUGAUUUGUGUUGAACUGAAAGGAAUUUGUGUCGGCGGCUAUCAGAUGGAAGUGAGUGGGCAACACUGCACCGCUGAUCCACAAUUCUGUUGGACCAUUGUAACUACUAACUUUGUAACCUUUCGUCUGCGGCCGGCCGAUUCGUUCGUGGCGUUCACCCGUCCUGCCUCGUUACAGUGCUACACGGAAUUUUUGGACCGGGCGCCGGCCAUGUCUGCGAUUGAACCGUUUUCAUUGUUCGAGGAAAAAGGUGCAAAGAGAAUACAGAUAAUUUCUAAUGAUGAAGUUCCAAAGCUUGAGUACAAUCAAGUACAAAUUUUGGAAGGUGAAAAUGGCGAAAAAACCAUAUUUGUUGUUAAUCCUACUGUAGAUAACAUGAGUGCCAAACAGCUUCUAGAAGGAUUCAAUUUUAUGUCUGUCGAGGGUGGUGGUAUAGAAGAUGGUGAAGGAGAGCACAUGGAACAAGAAAAUGAAAUCGAGGAAGAUGUUGAUCCACUCAAAUUAUCUCCUACGAUGCUUUCUGAGAAAGACUGUUGGAAUUGGAAAGAGACGGAAAUGUUAAUCAAAAUAAGAGGGAGUAAGCACAGUAGAAUGUUGAUGGCUCCGAACGGAACAAAAUGUAAAAUAUGGCAAGAGGUUGCCGAAGAGCUGAAAGAGCGAGGUAUCGAAAAGGGGGCGAAGGCCUGUGACGAAAAAUGGAGAAGAUUGAAGAUGGGUUACUAUCGAGUGAAAGACAAAAUAAACCUUGGAUUUAAGCCCAGGUGGCAAUAUUACAAGUUGCUUGAUGACAUUUUUCAACAAGAACAUCACAUGAAACAGUCUGUAUCUAUUGACAAAAAUUCCAAACCUUCCGAUCAUGUUUAUCACAAGACAGAAAACAAUGACUCCAAUGCUAGUACCAACUCAACUUCUGAAUGUGCCCUGGAAGAAACUGUUAAUAAGACAAAUAUCUUAGAUGACAGAUGGACUUACAAACCAAUUAUUUCAUUAAUUAAAUAUAGGAAAAAAUAUGACCAUCAAUUUAAAACUGCACGACCAGGUGUUAAAACAAAACUAUGGAGACAAAUCGCAGACCAUUUAUCUAAAGGGAGAGGGUUUAACUUCACUGGCGAUGGCUGUUAUGACAAAUGGAGAAGUAUGAUGACAAGAUAUAGAAGUUUGAAAGCCAAAAAAACCUUCUUUCCACAUGCGUCAAUUAAAUGGGUUUAUUUUAAACCGAUGGAGGAAAUUUUAGGAGCUGACUUUGACAAUUAUGAGCAGAAAAGAGAUAGUCCCAAAGAGGAAUACCAUGAAGAACCUGUUCAUGAAAAUGAAAUUAAUUAUGGCCUUCAAAUGGAACUUCAAGAGGAUGCAAGAAUACAGUUUGAACCUAAACAAACUGUUGACAUAGAGAUACAAACAGAAGAUAGUUCUAUAAACAAUAGCAGUCCAUUGGAUAUAUUCACCGCUACCCUUGCUACAGAACUUCUGCAUCAAAAGAGAGGGCUGCUCGACAUAAUGAAAGAACAAACCAAGUCUUUUGAAGAUAGGCUUAAAAGGCUGGAAGAUGCAGAAGCGAGAAUGGCUGAGAUACAGCAAGAAAAAUUUUCUCGCCAAGAAGAACUAAUUAGAAAUUUGGGAAUAGCCAAUGAUUUGGAAAAGAGAAAAAUCCAAGUUCUAGAAAGGUUUCUUGAAAACUUUAACAACCCAAAAAAUUUAUGACUGAAUAGGUUAUUGAUAUAACUAUAUUAAUUUUUUUUUUAAACAAACAAAAAGUUAACCAUUACUUUGUAAAUACUAAGUAAAUAUAUUAUUUUGUAUGAUUUC
Cimex lectularius (bed bug) is the source of this 1810-nucleotide messenger RNA. RefSeq lists its product as uncharacterized. NCBI's taxonomy places the organism in Eukaryota, Metazoa, Arthropoda, Insecta, Hemiptera, Cimicidae. The transcript is spliced from 9 exons. Bases 50 to 1705 code for a protein of 551 amino acids. The record is from RefSeq and is a predicted model, not a curated record.